Opisthorchis viverrini is the source of this 459-nucleotide messenger RNA. RefSeq lists its product as hypothetical. The coding region runs from base 1 to 459 and encodes 152 amino acids. The transcript has a single exon. NCBI's taxonomy places the organism in Eukaryota, Metazoa, Platyhelminthes, Trematoda, Opisthorchiida, Opisthorchiidae. The record is from RefSeq and is a predicted model, not a curated record.
AUGCUUCCCCCCAUUCAAAGAACACGUCCAGAUCCUAAAAUAUGUUUAGACUCAGCAGCACCAGACGAUGUUCAUUCACCUAUAACCCUGACGCAGCAGAUCAAUCAAGACCCAGGCAAUCAACGCAACGGUAGUCAAAACGAUGGUCAGAAUGAUUCAGACGGCAGUCAAUACAGACCAAGCAAGACUGUGGAAGCCGUGCUGGCUGACAAUGAUGCAGAUGAAUACGAGGAAUAUUACUCGUACGAAGAAGACCACGUUGGAGCCCACCAGGAGUCUUCAGGCAAGCUAGACAAGUUGGAUGUUGACGCCAAAGAUUUGCCUUCGCCAGCAGAAACACAAAACAGUGACAGGUUUUCCUUUGAAGGGCCAAUCAACCCGCAGAAUGUGGAUGAACCUUGUCAAAUGACGGCAGAGUCACUUCCAAAAUGUCUAGAACAACCAUGGCCGAAAAGCUAG